Galeopterus variegatus (Sunda flying lemur) is the source of this 5089-nucleotide messenger RNA. RefSeq names its product NAC alpha domain containing (gene NACAD). The transcript has 9 exons. Gene Ontology annotation, cellular component: nascent polypeptide-associated complex; cytoplasm. The record is from RefSeq and is a predicted model, not a curated record. Lineage: Eukaryota; Metazoa; Chordata; Mammalia; Dermoptera; Cynocephalidae. Gene Ontology annotation, biological process: protein targeting to membrane. The coding region runs from base 1 to 5013 and encodes 1670 amino acids.
AUGGAGACCGACGACUGCGAGGACCAACCAAUCACUCUGGAGCUGCGGCUCCAGCUCACCUUUCGGAUGGAGACAUCGAGCAGGGCGGGGCCCCCUCCCUUUCCUGGGUUCCCCACGCCCUCUGCCUGGCCCGCGCCCCGCACAGAUCUCUCCUGUGAUGCAGCUGCUGCCACCAUCCCGAGAGGGGACCAGCGGGAGCCCCAUGCCCUGACCCCAAGGCCCAGCCCCCUGGCCCUCACAUUCCUGCCCAGCAAGCCAGGCACCCGGCCCCAGCCUGAGGGAGCCAGCUGGGAUGCAGGACCUGGAGGGGGCCCCUCAGCCUGGGCAGACCUGGCAGAGGGUGGCCCGAGCCCAGUGCUGCUCCCUGAGGGCCUGCCCCCCGAAGCUCUGCCCUCCGAGGCUCCCCUCCCAGCCACCCUGGAGCCUCGGAUUGUGAUGGGUGAGGAGACGUGCCAGGCCUCCUCAUCGCCCAGGGCAGCCCGGCCAGCGCUCAGGGACCGGGAGGGUGGGCACCCCGGCUUGCACCCACCCCUCAAGUUGUGUUCUCAGGGUAAUCCUCCUGUGCCUUCCCCUCCCCCAGAGCCUGAUUCCUACUUCACGCCUCCCUCCACCCCCACCAAGACCACCUAUGCCCUGCUCCCUGGCCACGGGCCCCACAGGGACACAAGAGACUCAGAGGCUGAGUCGCUGGACUCACCACCCGCCUCGCCCUCCGGCUCCUACAUCACAGCCGAUGGGGACAGCUGGGCCUCAUCACCGUCCUGCUCCCUCAGCCUGUUGGCUCCAGCCGAAGGGCUGGACUUCCCCUCAAGCUGGGGCCUCUCCCCACCAGGGUCGGUGGCGGAUGAAGGAGAGCUGCACUGUGCCGGGCCCCCCUCCUCCGAGUCCAGCCUCUCAGCAGACAGUGGCUCUUCCUGGGACCAGGAGGGUCACUUCUUCGACCUGGACUUCCUGGCCAAUGACCCGAUGAUCCCCGCAGCCCUCCUGCCCUUCCAGGGCAGCCUCAUCUUCCAGGUGGAGGAGGUGGAGGUGACACCACUGCCCCAGGAGGAGGAGGUGGAGGAGGCGGCUCCCACCCCGGAUGGGGACCUGGCCGGGGAGGGUGAGGAGGACAGCACGUCCGCGUCCUUUCUGCAGUCACUGUCUGACCUGUCCAUCGUGGAGGGUGUGGACGAGGCCUUCGCCUUCCGGGACGACACCUCGGCGGCCUCCUCUGACUCAGACUCGGCCUCCUAUGCGGGGGCGGACGAUGAGCGGCUGUACAGCGGGGAGCCCCACGCCCAACCCACCGCCCUGCUCCAGGACAGCAUCCAGAAGACAGAGGAGAAGCGCGGCAAUGGGGCCGAGGGACCGCAGGCUCGGGAGGGGGCCGUGUCCUGGGGCCCAGAGGAGGCCAUUCCUCAGGUCUCAGAGGGAGAGGCCCAUCUCAGCCAAAGCUGGGAACCAGUCAAGGACAGAACGGAAGAGGGCCUCACUUUAGGCCAGGAGUCCACUGCAACUGUGACCCCUCACGGUCUGCAGGCAGCCCCAGGCCUCCAGAUGGAGGCGGCUACCAGGGUGGCCCCCGAGGCUGGGGAGGAAGAAGUGGACUCACCCGCUGGACAGGCGCCUGCUGCCGGGGCAAUGCCUCAGCCCUCCCAGGAGGGUGCAGGUCCCACGUUAGGCCAAGGGCCUGUCGCUGCAGAGAUGCCUCCAACUCCACAGGAAGAAGCAAGCCACAGACGCCCGGGCUGUCCUCAGAAUCUGAAGGAGGAAGGAAGGCCCGGCCUCCCCUCAGGCCCGGAUCCUGUUGCUGCGGCCACACCCGUGCCCCAGCAGCCUGAAGGGGCUCUCGGCUUACCCCAGGACUCUGCUGUGGCAGCACCUCUGUCCCUGCAAGACCCGGGCCUUGCCUCAGGCUGGGAGCCUGUAGCUGCUGCCAUCCCUCAGGCCUUGCAGGCAGAAGCAAGCUACUCCCCAGGGACAGUGUCCUCAACCUUCCUUGCUCUGCAGGAAGUAGAUAUGGCCUUAGGACUAAGGCCAGCACCCGAGGAAAGAGUCGCAGCCCUCCCUGGAGUCCCAGAGCCUCCAGCCGUGGACCAGGUCCACCAGGAUGACCCACAGCCAGCCACAGAAGCUGGGACCCCUCAGGCCUCAUGGGAAGAUGCGGGUCUCACCUUGGGCCUGGUGGCCCCUGAUCUCCCUGAGCCUGCCUCUGGCACUGGAAAGGAAGUAGCCCAUCCUCCUGAGCCCGCCUGUGACUCUGGGGAGGAAGUGGCCCAUCCCCCUGAGCCCACCAUUGACUCUGGGGAGGAAGUGGCCUGUCCCGCUGAGUCCACCUCUGGCACUGGGGAGGAAGUGGCCUGUCCCCCUGAGCCCGCCUGUGACUCUGGAGAGGAAGUGGCCCAUCCCCAUGAGCCCACCUGUGACUCUGGGGAGGAAGUGGCCUGUCCCGCUGAGUCCACCUCUGGCACUGGGGAGGAAGUGGCCCGUCCCCCUGAGCCCGCCUGUGACUCUGGAGAGGAAGUGGCCCGUCCCCCUGAGCCCGCCUGUGACUAUGGGGAGGAAAUGGCCCGUCCCCCUGAGCCCACCUGUGACUCUGGGGAGGAAGUGGCCUGUCCCCCUGAGCCCACCUGUGACUCUGGAGAGGAAGUGGCCCGUCCCCCUGAGCCAACCUCUGGCACUGGGGAGGAAAUGGCCCAUCCCCCUGAGCCCACCUGUGACUCUGGGGAGGAAGUGGCCCAUCCCCCUGAGCCCACCUGUGACUCUGGGGAGGAAGUGGCCCGUCCCCCUGAGCCCACCUGUGACUCUGGGGAGGAAGUGGCCCGUCUCCCUGAGCCCGCCUGUGACUCUGGGGAGGAAGUGGCCUGUCCCCCUGAGUCCACCUCUGGCACUGGGGAGGAAGUGGCCUGUCCCCCCGAGCCCACCUGUGACUCUGGAGAGGAAGUGGCCUGUCCCCCUGAGCCCACCUGUGACUCUGGAGAGGAAGUGGCCCAUCCCCCUGAGCCCACCUGUGACUCUGGAGAGGAAGUGGCCUGUCCCCCUGAGCCCACCUGUGACUCUGGAGAGGAAGUGGCCCAUCCCCCUGAGCCCACCUGUGACUCUGGAGAGGAAGUGGCCUGUCCCCCUGAGUCCACCUCUGGCACUGGGAAGGAAGUGGCCUGUCCCCCUGAGCCCACUUGUGACUCUGGGGAGGAAGUAGCCCAUCCCCCUGAGCCCACCUGUGACUCUGGAGAGGAAGUGGCCUGUCCCCCUGAGUCCACCUCUGGCACUGGGAAGGAAGUGGCCUGUCCCCCUGAGCCCACUUGUGACUCUGGGGAGGAAGUAGCCUGUCCCCCUGAGCCAACUUCUGGCACUGGGGAGGAAGUAGCCUGUCCCCCUGAGCCAACUUCUGGCACUGGGGAGGAAGUAGCCCGUCCCCCUGAGCCCACCAUUGUUGACUCUUGGGAGGAAGUGGCCCAUCCCCCUGAGCCUGCCUCUAGCACUGGUGAGGAAGUAGCCAAGGGCCUUUCUGUGCCUGAGCAGGAAGCGUGUCUCAAAGCCAGCUUGCACAUAGGCGAUAGGGCCGAGCCCCACUCGGCCCCAGAGGAGGCCCUGGGGACUGAGAACCGGAUGGGAGCAGGCCCCGAGCCAUCAGUGCUCCUGAGUGCAGGAGAGGCUCUCGAGGUACAUCCUACUGCCUGUCCCAAGGUCAGCCACGUGCAGCCGCUGAGCCCAGCUGGGGAGGGAAGAGGCCUAAGCAGCGAGGCCACGGUGGGACCCGGGCUUCCCACAGAUGUGGCCACAGAGACCGGUCUGGGCUCCUGCCCAGCGUCUUCAGCAGGGGCUGCAUCCAGGCUGGACAGGGGCUGCCCUGAAGAGCCUGUCCCCACAUCUGCACCACCCUCCUGGCAGCCGGAGCCUGUGCCAGGCCCGGGCAGUGGAGAGCAGCCCCAGGCAGCACCCAGUGUCCUCAGCCCCUCCCCACUGCAGCCCCCAGAAAACCCUGCCAGGAACCUGCCCAGCUCACCCCAGGACAGGCUCCCAAGUCCUGACACCCCUGCUCCUGGUGUUCUUGCCCGGGUAGCCCCGCCCCCCUUGGGGUCCCCAGUCCUCUGCCUGUGCCAGGAUCCCCAGGAAGGCUCCAUGGAGGACGAGGAGCUCCCAGGCUCUCCGGGCCUCCCACUGCCUCGGGUAGGAGCCCAGCAGGCCACUGCUGCUGUCUCAGGAACCAUGCAGCCUCUGGGGGCUGGGCAGCGGGUCAGCCUCUUGCCCCAUUCCCCCCUCCUCAUCCCCAAGGAGGCCCCCAAGGAUGCCAAAGACCUGGCCUCACAGAUGUCAGCCCCCUGCCAAGUGCCUCCUCGCUCUGGAACCCAGAGCCCGCCUGGCCCUCAAGGGCUCCCCGCCCCCGAGCAGCAAGAGGACGAGGACAGCCCGGAGGAAGACUCAACGAGGGCCCCAGGCUCGGGCCAGCACUCAGAGAGCCAUGGGGAAUCAUCGGCUGAGCUGGACGAGCAGGACAUCUCAGCACCUCAGACCACCCAGUGCCCAGCCCAGGCCCCGACAGGCGGCAGCGAGGAGACUAUCGCCAAAGCCAAGCAGAGUCGCAGUGAGAAGAAGGCCCGAAAGGCGAUGUCGAAGCUUGGCUUGCGGCAGAUUCAGGGAGUCACCAGGAUCACCAUCCAGAAGUCCAAGAACAUCCUCUUUGUCAUUGCCAAGCCCGAUGUCUUCAAGAGCCCAGCCUCGGACACCUAUGUGGUCUUUGGUGAGGCCAAGAUCGAGGACCUGUCCCAGCAAGUGCACAAAGCUGCAGCUGAGAAGUUCAAGGUGCCCUCAGAGCCCUCAGCCCUAGUCCCUGAGUCAGCGCCCAGGCCCAGGGUGAGGCCAGAGUGCGAGGAAGAGGAGGAGGAGGAAGAGGUGGAUGAGGCAGGGCUGGAGCUGCGUGACAUUGAGCUGGUGAUGGCCCAGGCCAACGUGUCCAGGGCCAAGGCUGUGCGUGCCCUGAGGGACAACCACAGUGACAUUGUCAAUGCCAUUAUGGAACUGACGAUGUAGCCGCUGACAAAGAAGCUGGGUCCAUCCUGCCCUUCCCUCAGCUCUGCUGCUUAAUAAAGCAGUGCCCUUCACUGCU